AUGGUGGCCACGCGCGCGCUCGCGUGGUGCUGCCUGCUCGCGGCUACGCAGGCCUUCGUGAUACCAGCGAAGCGCAGUACUGCGCCGGCGCGCCGCGCAUCGCUGCACCCCCAAAACAUCCCGCCGCUCCGCACGACCUUCCUGCCGGCGGCGCCGCUCGACACGUCCGACGAGCCCACCGACGACGGGUUCUGGCGCGACUCGGGGACCUGGGUCAUCGUCGUCUGCUACUUCUUGCAGGGCGCUUUGGGCCUGUCGCGCCUGGCGCUCAACUUCUACCUCAAGGACGAGCUGCACCUGUCGCCCGGCGACCUCGCGGCGCUGACGGGUCUCGCGACGGCGCCGUGGGUCGUCAAGCCGCUCUACGGCCUCGUGAGCGACUCGACGCCGCUCCUGGGGUUUCGGCGCAAGAGCUACGUCGCGCUCAGCGGGCUCGUGGGCGCGGCGUCCUUCGCGGCGAUGGCGACGGUCGCGAGCUCGACCGCCGAGGCGCUCGUCGCCGCGAACGUCGUCGCCUCCGGCGCCGUGGCGCUGAGCGACGUCGUCGUCGACUCGCUCGUCGUCGAGAAGGCGCGGGACGAGGCGGAGGCGGCGAGCCUCCAGUCCGUCGCGUGGAGCAGUAGGUACGUCGGCGCGAUCCUCGCGUCGUUGGCGUCGGGCGCGGCCUUGGAGGCGCUGGGCGCGCGGGGCUGCUUCGGCGCGACGGCGUUCCUGCCGCUCUUGCUCUGCGUGGCGGCGCUCGGCAUCGACGAGGAGCCCAUGGAGUCCAAGGAGAGCUUCUGGGACGAAGGUCUGGCGACGCUCGUCGCCCUGAAAGACGCGCUGCUCUCGCCGGCGAUCCUCCGGCCCGCGGCGUUCCUCUUCCUCUGGCAGGCGACGCCGAACUGCGGCACGGCCUUCUUCUACUUCUCCACGGCGGCCGUGGACGCCGGCGGCCUGGGCUUCGACCCGGACUUUCUGGGCAAGGCGUCCGCGGUCGGGUCCGUCGCCGGGCUCGCGGGCGUGGGCCUCUACAACGCGUGCUACAAGGAGGCGGCGCUGUCGACGGUCAUUCUAUGGACGACCCUGGUGUCGUCGCUCCUGGGCCUCGCGCCCCUCGCGCUCAUCAGCCACGCGAACCGCGGCUGGGGGCUCGACGACCGCGUCUUCUCGCUCGGCGACGACGUCGUCCAGUCCGUGCUCGGCGAGGUCGGCUUCCUGCCGCUGUUGGUUCUCGCGGCGAAGAUCUGCCCGCCGGGCAUCGAGGGCGCGCUCUUCGCGGCGCUCAUGUCCAUCUUCAACGCGGGCGGCCUCGUGUCGACGGAAGUCGGCGCGGUCCUCACGGACAAGAUGGGCGUCACCGAGGGCGACUUCUCGAACCUCGCGCCCCUCGUCGUGACCUGCGCGCUGUCGUCCCUCCUGCCCCUCGUCUUCCUCGGCUGGGUCCGGGAGGCGGAGGAAAGCGGCGAGGACGUUCGACCCCCGGCGAGAUAA
Messenger RNA from Aureococcus anophagefferens, 1473 nucleotides. RefSeq lists its product as hypothetical. The transcript has a single exon. Gene Ontology annotation, cellular component: membrane. NCBI's taxonomy places the organism in Eukaryota, Pelagophyceae, Pelagomonadales, Pelagomonadaceae. The record is from RefSeq and is a predicted model, not a curated record. Bases 1 to 1473 code for a protein of 490 amino acids.